This is a messenger RNA of Cherax quadricarinatus, 3020 nucleotides long. Lineage: Eukaryota; Metazoa; Arthropoda; Malacostraca; Decapoda; Parastacidae. The record is from RefSeq and is a predicted model, not a curated record.
GUGAUGACAUUAGAAUCUCUCUCACUUGAUAAUGUUAUUUACUUACAGAUACUGCAGCCAGCAGAAAUACAGUGAAGUUUUAGAUCUCUUGUAUAAUGGAGCAUCUCUUCUUUUAAUGCAUGAUCAACAAACAAGUGGUGCAGACCUAGCUCUUUUAAUGCUGGAUGUAUUUGAGAAGUCCAAAACUGAGCCAACAGAAGACCAAAUAUCUCAAAUAGCCAAUUUAUUCAGUCUGUUGAACCAUGGCACACCUGAACGUCAUCAGUACCUCGUUCGAGCAGUAAAAUGGUCAUGUGGAGAGAGACACAAGCUAGGCCACCCAAGACUACAUCAACUUCUUGCACAGACACUAUGGAAGGAGAAAAACUAUGGGUCAGCACGAUACCACUACCUAAGGUCUGAGGAUGGAGGAGGGUGUGCAGACAUGCUGGUUGAACUACAUUUAUUAAGAGGCUAUCCCUCAGAAGUGGAUCUUUUUCUUACUCAAGCCGUCCUUCAGUACUUAUGUCUACAGAAAAAGGUGGCAGCAUCAGAGGUAUUUGAGACUUAUACCAAGAAACAUCCAAAUAUCACUAAGCAGCGUGGACCACCUUUCCUCCUGCCUCUUCUGAACUUUCUUUGGCUACUUCUUUCAACUAUUGAAAGUGGAAAGGUGGCCUACUUUACAGUUCUGUGUGAACAGUAUCAGCCUAGUUUAAAGAGAGAUCCAACUUACCGAGAGUACUUGGAUCGCAUUGGACAGCUUUUCUUCAAUUUACCAGCACCUAGACCCCAGCAUGGGCCAGGAAAUAUAUUUGGGAAUUUGCUUCAGGGGCUGCUUGGAGGAGGUCUUGGAGAUGAUGAUUCUGAAGAUGAAGUAACAAUGGGUGGCCCAUCUUCCUCACAACCCAUGGCAGCAGAGGAGCUGGACUAAUGUUGUGUUAUUGUAGGGCUCUUAGGUGCUUAACUUAAUUCUCUUGUGGAGAGGCAGAUACACAAACUUUCACCUGUGUGUUAAGCAGAUGUGAAAAUAUGUAUUUGAAAGUAUGUGUGUUUGUGUGUGUGCUUUUUGUCAGAAAGGGUGUGAGAGUCAGAAUGUGUUUGUAUAUUCAUACAUAUACAUUAUAUAUGCACCUUAAAUUUUUGUAUCAUAGCUAUAAAUACAUCUAUACUGAUCUUGGAACUGAUCCUUUCUACCGAAGGGUUUGUUUUGUAAGCAAUAGAGUGAGGUCCUUUAAUUUCAGUUAGUUAAUAGAGGAAAUUGAUUUGUUCAAAGUUUUCAAUAUUUAUGGAGCAGUUCUUUGUUUAAUCUUUUUACAGUCAUGCAUUUGAAUAAUGUUUUUACAUAGAUAUUCUUUGUGUGCAUAUAUGUUUUUUGCAGAAUUAGAAUGAGAUUCUUAUCUUAGAAAACUUAAGUCUGUAAAUAGUGAAAGGUUACUUAGACACCUUAGAUUUUGCUACCGAGAUCACUGUUGUAUAGAUUACAAAAACUAAUAAAAUUAAAUGUGUGUAUCAAAUGUUGAUGCAGUUUUGUAAUACGUACUAUUAAAAGAUAAAUUAGAAAAUUAGAUACAGACUGUUUAAUGCACUGUCCAUAUGUUUCUCAAUACUAGUAAUAAUCUGCCUCAGAUAGCUAUUAGAUGAAUUUUUGUCCUGUAGAUUACUUUUAGGGCAAAAUUAAAAGUAAAUUUAAAAGUAACCAGUUAGAGAUUGAAACACUUGCAAGACAUUUUUAAUUUCUGUACUAAGAAAGUGCUCUUCUAUGCCAUAUAUGCAAUAUAUGUUUUGUCUUUCUCUUAAAUUAAGAUAUGUAUGAGGAAAAUUGACAAACUUUCAAUAAUAGAAUAAGUGCAUUGUUAUGUUCAAGUGUGGAUGAAAAUAAAAAUUCAAGUGUAGACUAUGGAAAGUGCAUUAAAAUUUUAAUUGAUGAGUCAGUCAUUGAACACACCUAACUAGUUAUCCCUAAUUCUACUUUUGAAAUGUUGAUGGAUUUGCUAAGAAAAGUAAUUCAGUAGUUUUUCACAGCCAACAUUAAUUUACUUGUACUUUUUUUGUUUUGUUUUAUGUAAAUGAAUGUAAAUUAACAAAGAAUCCGUCUCUCUUAAUAUGUUCUACCGGUGGCUUCUUUUUUGAGGGGAGGUACUGUUAGAUUAUUUGUUUUAUUGGCUUUGUGCCAGAUGUUAAUAUGAUGUUUAAUACUUGAAAAUAUUUAUAAAAGUUUGUGAUAACUGGCAUCAGAUUUUUUAAGUGUUUCAUGAUAAUAAUAAUGGUAAUAAAACACACAUAAUGAAGGUAGAUGCAUUAUGUGGAUGAUGGUGUAUCAUCACUGUGUAAGCAAGCUCAUAUGUAUUCAGUAAUAUUCACUGCAUUAGUUUGACUCAAAGAUUGCAGCAUUACAUUAGAACUAAUUUGCAAAAAUAGCUUUUUUUUUUAUCUUAUUAAAAACAGAUGAACUAGUGCAGUAUUGAGAGUGGUUAAAAUGAACCGAGGCCAAAAAUUACACAAAUAAGAGUGAAUAUUGUUAUUACCAAGCUAUGAUACCAGUGUGUGUAUUUGGCACUUGUUUGCAAAAUACAUCUGGUUGUAUGAUGCAGUUCUUUGCAUAAAAGAAUGCCUCUCAGAUCUUUGUGAUACAUUGUUCAGUGGUAAUUGUGUUGCUACAAGACUAGCAAUGCUUCAGACAUUACUGAUGAACUUUGGUGGAUGUUGGAUUAGUUUUUGCAUGAGUAUAAGUGGUUCCUUCUGAUUUAAAGUUUCAUGUUUUGUCAGUGUGAAUAGUCUGUUUUGUGUUUUUAACUUUACAUACAUUGCUUCUUCCAUUUUUGAUGAGCUUCUCUAAACAUUUGUCUUUUCUUGCCCUCUUUGUUAUAGUUUCUUAAAUUGUUAAUGGAAUAUUUUUAUAUUGACCAUUAGCCUAUAUCAUUUGAUGCAUUUGUCUCUUAAUAGUAUAUUGUCUCUUUUUCUCUUGUCCUAAUUUUAUUGUCAUUCCUACUAUUAACUAUCAGAAAUUGUGUGAAUAAAAUCUGAAUUUAAAAAAUUAA